Aspergillus heteromorphus CBS 117.55 is the source of this 810-nucleotide messenger RNA. Its product is annotated as mitochondrial 54S ribosomal protein mL49. Lineage: Eukaryota; Fungi; Ascomycota; Eurotiomycetes; Eurotiales; Aspergillaceae. Gene Ontology annotation, biological process: translation. The transcript is spliced from 3 exons. Gene Ontology annotation, cellular component: mitochondrial large ribosomal subunit; ribosome. Gene Ontology annotation, molecular function: structural constituent of ribosome. Bases 109 to 699 code for a protein of 196 amino acids. The record is from RefSeq and is a predicted model, not a curated record.
CUCGUCCCGUCAGUCCAUCCUCUCCUCACCCCUCUCCCUUCGGCUGGUUGGCACUCGACUCGUCCAUUCUCUCUCCUACAACCUCAUCUCCCCCCCCCUCCGACCUCCAUGGCGUCCUUCCUGCAGUCUCUGCCGCUCUGCUCGGCCGUUCGCAAGCAGUCCUCCUCCACCGUCCCCUUCUACCUCCACAAAGCCACACAGCCCAUUGCUUCAUCGGGGACGCGUAGCUCUUUCUCGACGCUAUGCUCGUCUCCUAGCUCGAUCACCUCUCAAACCACUCUCCUUCCCUCCCUCCGCCCCAACACACACAAGGCUGCCGCUCAGCAAUGUCGAACCUUCCUCGUUCAACUAAAGCGGCAAUCCCAGACCCUGAAGGGCAGCCCUCCGGCGUCGCAACCCGCGGCCAACCUGCAACUUACGAACCUCCCCUACUUCAUCCGUCGCACAGCCUCCAACCAGCUUCCCGUCUAUCUCGUCACCAAGGCCGGUGGUACCAAGCAGCAGACCAAGCUCCAGAAGACCGAGGGCGAUCUGGAUGCCCUGAGGAACGAUCUGGCACAGUACUUGGGCGUUGAGUCGGGCGACGCGCGCGCUCCCAAGAGCUCCGAUGUAACAAUCAACCGUCUCAACGGCCACAUCGUUGUAAAGGGCUGGCGGAAACCCGAGAUUCUCAAGUUCCUCGAGGAACGUAAUUUCUAAACAAGAGGCACCGAAAAAAAAAAGACGCAUCCCUGGAUCCCUCAGUCGACUCCGCCCCUCCCACUUUCCUCCAUCGUCUAUAAUUCAUCUACGAUCCGACGAUUCUGUCGC